AUGAGUCAUGGUGAUGGAGAAGCAGUAAGAGAAGGAGGUGGAAAGUUUCAAAGAGAAAUGAGAAUUUUUAUACAAUCCAAAGACAGUUCUAUGGAAAACUUCAUAACAGGCGGUUCCAACACCAACACCACGGUCCGCGGUACUUACUACGUAUGCAACCAGCACGAAUAUCCAAUACCACUUGGAGCUUCCUGUACCAUGAGAUGCAACGCCAAUAUACCGGCCAUCAGAUUUGUACUUGUACAACAGAAGUACAAUGCACCGGGGACCUUGAAUGUCUGCGAGAUUCUCGUCUUUGAAGCUCGAAAUAGCACCAGCAAAUUGUGGAACAAACUGGCAAACUUCCAACUAAAACAGCCAACCCCAUACAACUACAACAGAACCUCCAUAAACAGUUGCAUCAUCAACUGCCUCCAACUUAAUUGCGAUUUCCUCAACUACGACAACCAGACAACUGCCUGUGAGAUCUUCGUCUAUCCGUUCGGAUACUAA
Molecule: messenger RNA, 492 nt
Organism: Helobdella robusta
Lineage: Eukaryota; Metazoa; Annelida; Clitellata; Rhynchobdellida; Glossiphoniidae
Exons: 3
Coding region: 1-492 (163 amino acids)
Source: RefSeq, a predicted model, not a curated record